This is a messenger RNA of Tympanuchus pallidicinctus (lesser prairie-chicken), 2723 nucleotides long. RefSeq names its product acetyl-coenzyme A synthetase 2-like, mitochondrial. Gene Ontology annotation, cellular component: mitochondrion. Gene Ontology annotation, molecular function: AMP binding; acetyl-CoA synthetase activity. The record is from RefSeq and is a predicted model, not a curated record. Lineage: Eukaryota; Metazoa; Chordata; Aves; Galliformes; Phasianidae. Bases 194 to 2242 code for a protein of 682 amino acids. The transcript has 14 exons.
UCUGUUUUAUAGGGAUUGGGUUUCUUUCCCUGUGCAGUUCCAACAGUGAGGAGGUGCAUGGGACAAGGGGUGCCCUGGGCUUCCAGAACAGGGGCUCUGCCUGGGUUCCAGCUCCCAUAGGGGUGGAACUUGUCAGGACUCUGAGUACAUAUCUCCUUAGGAAGAGUUGAAACUCAUCUGCUGCACUGUGACUAUGGCCUGGCUGCUGACUAGGGCUUGCUGCCCCAGAGCUCUUCCCUGGGCUUCCAGAUGUCUCUAUGGGUUGGUGAGUGCUCGGUCCUGGAGCCAGGGCCCUCUUACUGCCUACAUGCCAGAAGCUGCCUCCUUCCCGGAAGCUCAGGAUCACCAGGGCUUGUACAAGACAUCGGUGGAGCAGGGGGAUGCCUUCUGGGGAGCGCUGGCAAGGAGUCGGCUCUCCUGGAUCACCCCCUUCCACUCUGUCCAGGACUGUGAUCUGCAGCAGGGACGGGCUGCCUGGUUCCUGGGGGGGCAGCUCAACGUGGCAGUGAACUGCUUGGACCGACAUGUCCAUGUAGCCCCAGACAAAGUGGCCUUAAUCUGGGAGAAGGAUGAACCAGGAGAGGAGUUGCGGGUCACAUACAGGGAGCUGCUGGAGCUGACAUGCCGCCUGAGCAACACCCUGAAACGGCAGGGGGUGAAACGAGGUGACAGGGUGACAAUCUACAUGCCUCCGUGCCCAUUGGCAGUGGCCAGCAUGCUGGCCUGUGCCCGAAUAGGGGCUGUGCAUGCUGUGGUGUUUGCUGGGUUCAGUGCAGAGUCCCUGGCAGACAGGAUUCGGGAUGCCCAGUCGGAGACGGUGAUCACAGUGAACCAGGGGCUGAGAGGUGGCAAGGUUGUGGAGCUGAAGAAAACAGUGGACGAGGCUGUGAAGCACUGCCCAGGAGUGAAACGUGUCCUUGUGUCCAUGAGGACGGACAGCCAGCUUCCCAUGACAGCCCUGGAUGUUCUGCUGGAGGAGGAGAUGAUGAAGGAGGAUGCAUACUGUGAGCCAGUUGCCAUGGACAGCGAAGACAUGUUGUUCCUUCUCUACACAUCUGGCAGUACAGGCAAGCCCAAGGGCCUGGUUCAUUCCCAGGCUGGCUAUCUCCUGUUUGCUGCUCUCACACACAAGUACGUGUUUGACUAUCAGGACAGGGAUGUCUUUGGCUGUGUGGCAGACAUUGGCUGGAUCACAGGGCACAGUUACGUUGUCUAUGGCCCCCUCUGCAAUGGUGGCACCACAGUCCUUUUUGAGAGCACUCCUGUUCAUCCCAACCCUGGACGCUACUGGGAAACAGUGGAGAGGUUAAAAAUUAAUCAGUUUUAUGGGGCACCUACUGCCAUCCGCCUGCUCCUGAGAUAUGGUGAUGAAUGGGUGAAGAAAUAUGACCGCUCCUCUCUCAAAGUUCUUGGCUCAGUGGGUGAACCCAUAAACAAGGAGGCAUGGGAGUGGUACUUCCGUGUGGUGGGUGAGACACGGUGCCCUGUUGUGGACACAUGGUGGCAAACAGAAACAGGAGGCAUCUGUAUCUCACCCCGUCCUUCUAACCCUGGAGACAAAAUCCUUCCAGGCAUGGCCAUGAGACCUUUUUUUGGCAUCAGUCCCUCUGUACUGGAUGAUAAGGGAAAUGUCCUUUUGGAAAAUAAUGUCUCUGGAGCCCUUUGCAUCUCACAAGCCUGGCCGGGUAUGGCUCGAACCAUUUAUAAAGACCAUAAGAGGUUUGUGGAAACCUAUCUGGCUCCUUAUCCAGGGUUCUUCUUCACUGGGGAUGGUGUGUAUCGCACUAGUGAAGGCUAUUACCAGCUGACGGGACGCCUGGAUGACAUCAUUAACAUCAGUGGGCACCGGCUGGGCACUGCAGAGGUGGAAGACAUUGUGAACCACCAUGUGGCAGUGGCAGAGUCUGCUGUGAUCGGCUACUCACAUGAGAUCAAGGGAGAAGGAGCCUACGUGUUCAUUGUGCUGAAGAAGGACAGCAAGUACAUGGAGGAAACUCUUGCUGCUGAGCUACAGGAGCUGAUCUCCAAGAAGAUCGCUAAGUAUGCAGUUCCAGAGUACAUUCAGGUCACACGCCGGCUGCCCAAGACACGCUCUGGGAAGAUUAUGAGGCGGGUGCUAAGGAAGAUCGUUGAGAACAAAGCCAGUGAGCUUGGGGACCUAACCACCCUAGAUGACCAUGAAGCUGUGCAGCAGAUCAUAGAGGGACACAAGCGCCUUGUGGAGCAGCAGAAGAACUGCUAGUAUGGCACCUCCAGCCCCUUCACUACAGAAUUAGGGUCAGGUCCAGAAAUGUCACUGAGCAACCGCUGCCCAGUAAGUGCUCAGACUGUACUUCCAGCGCAGUCUGAGAGACCCUCGAGAGUUCUGCCUCCAUACACACAAAGGAGACAGGAGAGAACAGGCACAACAGUAAGGAGGGAGAGCUGUUUGCUCCCGAAGAAGAGAACCAACAUCCUUCCUUCAGGCUCCUUGUGCCUUGCAGUAGCUUUAGAGAAAGCAACUGACCAGCUAUAGGUAGGUGUAUUAUUCCUAUCCCUGCUUUGCUCUUAAUCACUUCUCCAGUCCAAGAGCACUGUCAAUACGUAACUCCUCCAGAGCAAAGAGUAAAAGGAAAAAGAGGCAGAAAUCUGGUAACACAUACUGGUUCUUCUCCAGAAACAUCCUUGGAUAGCUGACUCCAGAUUUUAAUACAAAAAUGUUUAUUUGUUAUUGUGUAUCUUAA